CUCAUCCAUACGUUCCGCUCGAAGCAUAACUAGCAGCUCGCUUGCCUGUGCGGUGGACAGAAGCUCGCAAUUCCCGAAGAAUAUUAGACUGGAUGUGGUAUCACCCGCUGAGCCCGCCUUUGCCCUCCAUGGCAAGGCUUUCGAGGUAUAAAGAGACUCGCAUUGCCGUCGUUCGCCUCAGCUCCCCAGCUCUCAGAUUCUAACCACCUACUUUCGAGUCGCUAUGCUUCUCAGCCAACCCUUCGUCACCCUCGUCGCCCUUGCACUCGUCGUCUCGGCGACGCCUGUCGUCCGUGACACGCCAACGAUCACACUGCCAAUCGCGAAGCACUUCAACACGACCGGUACGCUCAAGCUGCUUGCGCAGGAUCAGGCUCGUGCGAAGUGGCUCAAGUCUCGUACCAAGGGCGAGCACCUUGCUGAGCGUGAGGGAAGCCUCCCUGUCACCAACACUGCUACAAGCUAUACUGCUGAGGUUGGCGUCGGUGACCCUGCCACGACCUACAAUCUCAUCGUCGACACCGGUAGCUCGAACACCUGGGUCGGUGCCGGCUCCAAGUAUGUCGCGACUUCCACUAGUAAAAACACCGACAAUACGGUGUCCGUCUCCUACGGCUCUGGAUCUUUCUCUGGCGAGGAGUACACCGAUCAGGUCACUCUUGGCAGUCUUGUCAUUAAUGAUCAAUCCAUCGGUGUAGCAUCGCAGUCCGAGGGCUUCCAAGGUUCCGAUGGUAUCUUGGGCAUUGGCCCUGUCGAUCUAACUGAGAACACUGUCAGCAACACUGGUGCAGUCCCUACCGUUACCGAUAACCUGUUUUCGCAGGGCCUCAUCCCCGCUUCGGUUGUUGCUGUCUAUUUUGAACCGACUACCCAAGAGAGCGUGACGAAUGGUGAGCUGACUUUCGGUGGUACCGAUUCGAGCAAGUACACUGGCGAUAUCAACUACAUCCCUUUGACGAGAACUUCGCCCGCUUCCCAGUACUGGGGCAUCGACCAGUCCAUCACCUACGGCAGCACAAGCAUACUGUCCAGCACUGCCGGCAUUGUCGACACUGGCACUACCCUCACUCUCAUUGCUACUGAUGCAUUCAAGAGUUACCAGGCGGCCACGGGGGCUGUCUUGGACAAAAACAGCGGCUUACUCCGAAUUACGAGCUCGCAGUACCAAAGCCUCCAGAGUCUGAAUUUCAACAUUGGCGGUGUCACUUAUGAGCUCAGUCCGAAUGCUCAGAUAUGGCCUCGUUCCCUCAACACAGCUAUCGGUGGUAGCUCGGGCGACAUCUACCUCAUUGUUAGCGAUCUCGGCAGCAACUCUGGCGAGGGCCUCGACUUCGUCAACGGCCAGACUUGGUUGGAGAGAUUCUACUCUGUCUAUGAUACCGACAACCAACAGCUCGGCUUAGCUACUACCCCAUAUACUGAUGCGACCAUAAACUGAAAACAAGACACGAGAGUCUAGGAAUUGUAGUUUUGUGUUUUUACUCGAUCAGCGAGACUUUGGGCUGCCUAGCUGGCAGCCGUAUCUGAAUUUAUGCAUCAAACUGCCAGCUAUCCUUCGCUAGAGCCUCCAUAGCCUGUGUUGCGGACUCUUUUGGCACAAGAACAUAGUCGGUAUUCCUAGCAGCAUGACAUCAAG
Phanerochaete carnosa HHB-10118-sp is the source of this 1636-nucleotide messenger RNA. RefSeq lists its product as uncharacterized. Gene Ontology annotation, biological process: proteolysis. Bases 224 to 1438 code for a protein of 404 amino acids. NCBI's taxonomy places the organism in Eukaryota, Fungi, Basidiomycota, Agaricomycetes, Polyporales, Phanerochaetaceae. The record is from RefSeq and is a predicted model, not a curated record. The transcript has 9 exons. Gene Ontology annotation, molecular function: aspartic-type endopeptidase activity.